Carcharodon carcharias (great white shark) is the source of this 9660-nucleotide messenger RNA. RefSeq names its product pecanex-like protein 3. The transcript has 35 exons. Bases 3 to 6716 code for a protein of 2237 amino acids. NCBI's taxonomy places the organism in Eukaryota, Metazoa, Chordata, Chondrichthyes, Lamniformes, Lamnidae. The record is from RefSeq and is a predicted model, not a curated record. Gene Ontology annotation, cellular component: membrane.
GGAUGGGCUCGCAGGUGCUGCAGAUCUUCCGCCAGGGAGUGUGGGCCUCGCUGACUGGCGGCUGGUACUUCGACCCGCACCAGAGCAAGUUCUCCAACUGCUUCCACCUCUACGUCUGGCUCUUUCUGCUCUGCUUCCCCUUCUUGCUCUUCAUGGCUUUGCCACCAAGCACCUCUAUUGCUGGCAUCUACUGUGCCAUCGUUGCCCUCUUCUUCACCAUGGUCAAGUCUAUCAACUACCGCCUGCAUGCCAUGUUUGACGAAGGGGAGAUCGUGGAGAAGAAGAAUUCCCCUCUCACCGUGGACGGUGCCAAGCUUGAAGAGUGCGAUCCAGGGGGUGGUGAAGACAGCAGCACCAUCAGGGACCCGGGCGGAGGAGUGGAGAUGACGGUGUUUCGGAAGAAUAACAGUACUCCGCCUGUGCGAUGCAGCUCGCAACAUUCUGUCUUUGGCUUCAACCAGGUGUCGGAAUUGUUGCCUCACCUGGAAGACAGUGGAACCACUAAAGGGAUCAGAGAAUUGGUCCGUGAACAAGGCAGUAAAAACGUAAUUGUCACAUCAGCUGACAGAGAGUUAUUAAAAUUGAACAUGCUGGAUACAGCAGAUCCACCGACGCCACAAGCGACCAACGAGGGCCCGCUGCCCCUUGAGGUGGGCAUGCUGGAUGCGUGUGCGUCGGGCAAAAGACUGCCCUCGCUCCCCGCCCAGGCAAUGCUGCCCUCGUGUCGGGGCCUGGAGCCUGCCUCCCCUACCUCUUCCUGCGACACUACCCAGCGCCCGGUGGUGCCCGACCCUCGGGUGUACCCCUUGCCCCUCAGCCUGCUGGAGCAGAUCGGGAGCUGGCACCCCAGUGAGUCCGGGAACCUGUGCGGCACCUUGCUGGGCCCCCUGCUGUGCGACCGCCUCGUCGGAGACCACGCCGCCAAGGCACCCGCCCAGCCGCCGACCGGCAGCAGCGCCAGGGGCGACGAGGGCAGCGGCGGGCAACCCGGGGCGCUGGGCGCCCAGGAGCCAGCGGACGGCCUCGACGGGAUGGGCGCCAAGGCGGCUGGCUCCACCGACAGCUGCUUCAGCGGCACCGACCGGGAGACGCAGAGCACCGUCAGCAGCUACCGGAGCGAGAAGACCAGCUCCACCCGCCUGGAGAGCCCGUCGCUCACCCCCCGGCCGGAGGCAGAGGCCGGGCCACAGGGCGCCCGUGGGCAGCAGGGGGAGCUGGCCACCGCCAAGGCGGGCAGCGACACGGACAACUUCUCAGACAGCGAAAUGGCCGCCACGCCCGACCUCAGUGACCCGGGCGACGGGAGCUCGCAGUUCACCUUCGUCGGCCCCGGCGACGAGCGCCUGGCGGGGGGAGGAGAUGACCCCUUGACCUCCUGGCUGACUGACAAGCUGACCACCCCCUUGCCCGCCACCUUGGCGUCCGGCGGCCAGGCCGAAGGUGGCCAGCCCGCCCUGAUGGAGGCCGAGAGGGUGGUGAGGCCCAAGGAUUUGAACUUGCUGCGGCGAGGCUCGGCCCGCCGCUCGGGCAGGAAGAAGGCAGCCAAGAAGCAUGGCGGCAGCGCCGGCAGCUUUGAUUACCGGCGGGAGUACGCGCCGGUCAGGACAGCCCUGGGCACCAAGGCCUACAGCGAGAGCUUCUUCGAGGACGAGGACUCGAGCGACCAGAGCGACCUCAGCCACACCUCCAGCCUCCGCUCGCAGCCCAACUACAGCAGCUCCUCCAGCUCCUCCAGCGUCACCUCGCAGUCCUGCUCCUCGCCUGACGCUGCCCGGCACAAGGGCCGGCGGGCCGCCCGGCGCCCGACGCGCUCCGAGUCCGAGCCCGUCGCCGCCGCCGCCGGCCCUCCCCCGCCGGCCCCCGAUGCCGCCUUCGCUCAGCGGGCGCCUCCCGGCGCCAAGAUGCACGCCCGGGUGCUGAGCAUGGACAGCGGAGGCGGGCACGCGGACCAGGCCCCUGGGACCGGCAGCUCCCGCACGCUGACCGCCUCCAAGUCGGACCUGGAGGCCCGAGAGGGUGAGCCGCGCUGGCGGGAACGCUUCUCCCGGCGCCUGGAAUCCAUUGGGAGCGCGUGGAGCCAGUCGGAGGGGGCAGUGGGAGGAGCUCCAGCCCCUGAAGAAACUGGGAAGCGGGAUCUCAGCAGCAGUGUGAAGAGGACACAGGCGAUGAGGCGAAGGCACAACGCAGGCAGUAACCCAACACCGCCACCCUCCAUCAUGGGUUCUCCGCCCAGCCUGCAGGACAUCCAGCGGAACCGGACAGCUUCCCAGUCACGGACCCACGCACUACCAGCGGCCCUGCAGUUCGCCAGCUCGCUGCUGCUCCCUCGAGGCCCUGUGCAUGAGGCUUCCAACUUCGAUGACACCUCGGAGGGAGCAGUUCACUACUUCUACGACGAAGCUGGUGUCCGCAGGUCCUACACCUUUGGCCCGACGGGAGGUGGCUACGAGAAUCCAGUGGGACAGCAAAUGAGCCUGGAACAUGUCUCCAACAACGCAUGGGACCAUCAAUCCCACUCUUCCAGCUUCACCUCUGCCGACGUUCCGGAGGGAAUGCCAGCGCUGUCGCUCCUCCAGCCCCGGCCAGUGGUACUUCAGGGAAUGCAGGUCCGUCGGGUGCCGUUGGAAAUUCCUGAGCUGGAUUUUCUGGAUCAGGAAUCCCUCCACGAAUCCCAGGAGAACACACUCAUGAUUGAGGAGAAGACCAGGAACAAACAAUACUACAAGUUCUGGCUGCUACCCUGGAAGUGGAUGCGCAUCCGUUACGACCGACUGGCAUUGCUGGCCUUGCUGGACAGAAACCGACAGGCCUGUGAAAACGUCGUGGCUGUUGUCCUAGCUGCCCUGGUCGCUUUCUUGGGCUUCAUGCUGCUCCUGGAGGGCUUCUUCCAGGACAUCUGGGUGUUCCAGUUCUGCCUUGUCAUCGCCAGCUGCCAGUACUCGCUGCUGAAGAGUGUUCAGCCAGAUGCAGCCUCUCCAAUGCACGGUCACAACUGGAUUAUUGCGUACAGCCGGCCGGUCUACUUCUGCAUGUGCUGCGCGCUGAUCUGGCUCUUUGACCUUGGCAGCCGGAGCGACCACCUGCAGCCCAUCAACCUGUAUGGAAUCACUCUCUUCUCUGCCCAGUCCUUUGCCUGCGCUCGGGAUGUGGUGAUCGUUUUCACGCUGUGUUUUCCCGCCAUCUUCCUCCUCGGCCUCCUGCCUCAAGUCAACACUUUCUUUAUGUACUUGUUGGAACAGCUGGACAUACACGCCUUUGGGGGCACUGCUACAACCAGCCCCAUAUCCGCACUUUACAGCUUUGUCCGCAGUCUGCUGGUUGCUUCCCUCCUAUACGGAUUCUGCUUCGGGGCCGUGAAGGUUCCUUGGGAAGCCCAGCAUGUGCCAGUUUUGUUUUCCGUCUUCUGUGGCCUUUUAGUCGCACUCUCAUACCACCUCAGCCGUCAGAGCAGUGAUCCCACCACCCUCUGGGCCCUGAUCCGGUCCAAGUUUUUCCCACAAUUGGACAAUCGUAAUCCUGAGGAUCCACUGCUGGAAAUCCAGGAUCCGCUCCCAGCAAAACUGAAGAACUCAUUGAGAGAGAUCCUUCACUCAGACCUGGUCAUGUGCCCAGUGAUCGCCAUCAUAACCUUUGCAAUCAGUGCCAGCACGGUUUUCAUUGCACUUCAGCCGGUCCUGAGUUACGUGCUCUACGCGCUGGCUGGCCUGGUUGGCUUCCUGACGCACUACCUCCUCCCACAGCUCCGCAAGCAGCUCCCGUGGUGCUGUCUGUCCCACCCGAUGCUGAAAUCCCGAGAGUACAGCCAGUUCGAGGUCAGAGAUGCAGCCCAGCUGAUGUGGUUUGAGAAAGUCUACGCCUGGCUGCAGUGCAUGGAGAAGUACUUCAUCUACCCGGCUGUCAUCCUCAGUGCCCUCACCACAGACGCCAGUGCCGUCAGCAGCCGCCACAAGCUGGGCAAAUACAGUGACCCACUGUUUAUGACAGUGGCCGGCCUGAAGCUCCUGCGUUCCUCUUUCUGUUGCCCCUGCCAUCAGUAUGUGACCCUCAGCUUCACCGUCCUCUUCUUCCGCUUCGACUAUAGUCACUUCUCCGAGACCUUCCUGCUUGACUAUUACUUCAUGUCCAUCAUCUGCAGCAAGCUCUGGGACUUGCUGUACAAGCUACGUUUUGUGCUGACGUACAUUGCCCCUUGGCAGAUCACGUGGGGUUCUGCAUUCCACGCCUUCGCCCAGCCGUUCGCUGUCCCUCACUCUGCGAUGCUUUUCGUCCAGGCUGUGCUCUCAGCCCUCGUCUCCACCCCUUUAAAUCCACUCCUCGGCAGCGCUGUAUUCAUCACCUCCUAUGCCAGGCCGGUGAAAUUUUGGGAGCGAGAUUACAACACCAAGCGAGUCGACCAUUCCAACACUCGACUGGCCACGCAACUGGACAGGAACCCAGGAGCAGACGACAACAACCUCAACUCCAUUUUCUACGAGCACCUGACCCGCUCGCUGCAGCACAGCCUGUGUGGGGACCUGCUCCUGGGCCGCUGGGGUAGCCACGCCAUGGGCGACUGCUUCAUCCUGGCCUCGGACUACUUGAACGCCUUGGUUCACCUGAUUGAGAUUGGCAAUGGGAUCGUCACCUUUCAGCUCCGAGGCCUGGAGUUCCGAGGCACCUACUGCCAGCAGCGGGAGGUGGAGGCCAUCACGGAGGGGGUGGAGGAAGACGAGGGCUGUUGCUGUUGUGAGCCCGGCCACCUACCCCACAUGCUCUCCUUCAACGCCGCCUUCGGACAGCGCUGGCUGGCCUGGGAGGUCGCAGCCACCAAGUACGUCCUGGAAGGCUACAGCAUCAGUGACAACAACGCAGCCUCCAUGCUGCAGGUGUUCGACCUCCGCAAGAUCCUCAUCACUUACUACGUGAAGAGCAUUGUCUACUACGUCAUCCGCUCUCCGAAGCUGGAGGAGUGGGUGAACAACGAAGCGAUUCAGGAGGUGCUGCGACCAUGCUCCAACCCCACAUACGCCGACAGCGACCCCACCUUCAACCACAACAUCGAUGAAGACUACGACCACCGCAUGCAGGGCAUCUCCCUGGCCUCGUUUUGCAACAUCUACCUGGACUGGAUCCAGUACUGCGCCAGCCGGCGAGACAAGUCUGUGGAGAGCGACAGGAAUUCUCACCUGGUGACCUUAUGUUUCGGACUCUGCAUCCUGGGCCGGAGAGCGUUGGGGACGGCCUCGCACAGCAUGUCGGCCAGCAGUCUGGAGCCAUUCCUAUACGGGUUGCACGCCCUGUUUAAAGGGGAUUUCCGGAUCACCUGCCCCCGGGAUGAGUGGGUCUUUGUCGACAUGGAGUUGCUGCAGAAGGUGGUGGCCCCUGGGGUCCGGAUGUCACUGAAACUGCAUCAGGACCACUUCACCUCCCCCGACGAGUACGACGACCCGGCCGUGCUGUACGACGCCAUCACCAGCAACGAGGAGAAGAUGGUGAUCUCCCACGAGGGCGACCCAGCCUGGCGCAAUGCCAUCCUCACCAACACCCAGUCGCUGCUGGCACUGCGGCACGUGAUGGAUGAUGGCAGCGACGAGUACAAAAUCAUCAUGCUCAACAAGCGAUACUUGAGCUUUCGUGUCAUCAAGGUGAACCGGGAGUGUGUGCGGGGCCUGUGGUCAGGGCAACAGCAGGAGCUGGUGUUCCUGCGGAACCGUAACCCCGAGCGGGGCAGCAUCCAGAACGCCAAGCAGGCCCUGCGCAACAUGAUCAACUCCUCGUGCGACCAGCCCAUCGGCUACCCGAUCUACGUCUCACCGCUGACCACCUCGUACGCCAGCCAGCACAGUCAGCUCCGCAGCAUCUGGGGGGACCCCAUCAGCCUGAGGAACAUCUCCAGCUGGUUCAUCUCCAGCUGGGAGAGGCUGCAGAAGGGAUGUGGCGCCGGCUGCAACAGUGGAGGUAACAUCGAGGACUCAGACUGCGGUGGAGGCUCCUCUUCCAUCAGCAACAACCCAACAGUGCACGUGACCCACAGCAGCACAUCGCAGAGCGGAGUGGGGGCUUUAAACCCCCAGGGGCCUGUUGCCACCAGCCAGCCUCAGCCAGGAAGCGACGUGAACUCUCAGCCGGGACCACCAUGGACUGUUCGGCCGCAGCCUCUCCAGCUAUCGCUCUUAGCCCAAUCGGAGCCUCGGCGAGAGAGCAGCAAUUCCUUACAAAGGACUUCCUCCAUCCAGGGACUCCUCGGUCAGCGGCUGUCGUCCAGCCAACUUUCAUUCAACAGCUCGCUGGUCUCCAUGGCCUCGCAGGGGGACCGCUUCCCGACGGGCACUCAGCUGGACGGCUCGGGGCCCGUCCGGGUCCUCCACCGGGCUGGCUUGGCCACCUCGGUCAAUUUCACCUACGAGGGGCCCCAUGGCAAGUGGAGCCUGCCAGGCCGGAGAGGGCCCAACGGGCCACCAAGCGCUGACUGGGACAACGGCUCCGGGACCCAGUCCAACGGCAGCGCAAUGGGAACGCCAGCCAAAGGAAGCCUGCCAAGAUCCCAGGCACCUUGUCACCAGCCGUGCGACUUGAGCCAAGUCCCCGAAGCAAAUGGUUCUUCACCGAGAUCGGAGCAGGUACCAGCAGACACCACCCCACUGGCCAGAGGAGGGAGCCACGACUUGAAGGACUGGGAGCAGAAGGAGGAGCCAGAGACCACGGCAGCGCAGUCACUGCUGGACCACCAGUUCUAACCGAGGGAGGAGCGCAGGGGGCACAGUGGAGCCUCCGGUUGAAGUGCUGCUUCUCUCUCUCCGUCUCUCCGUACGUGGCGCUCGUGAGAAGCCUUUGAAUUAAAGACGAGACCGUGUUUGGGGGGGUUGAGGAGCAUCCACUGAUGGCUGGCGGGCCGCCAGCCUCUCUUGCCGCAAGGGCUCGCCGGAGACGUCGGCGCCUGGAUUUCACCCGACAACUGCCUUGUUGGGCCCGCGGCCGGUGCUGUAAGUCACUGAGACCCCUGAAGAGCUUGGCCGGCCCGAAGCCUUCCCUCCAGCUACACCAACUCUCAUAAUCCAAACACUGAAUGGAUUAGCGGCCUGGUGCCCGAGGACUUGUGGAGCCCAACUGACAGGGCAACAGCUGAGACAGGUAGAGGUAAUAACGCAAGUUCCUUCCGCCUCAGUUGCACAUUUUUUUUCUUCUUGUUUUCAAGCCCCCCCUCACCCCACCCUUUUCGUCAGUCAGGUACUGUGUUCUCCCCGUCACCCCAUGGACAUGGAGUGCGAGUUGGCAGUGAGUUCAGUUCAGUCCGACUGUGGCGUGUGGUUUAAGUGAAUGAUUGGCCAUGUGGCUUUUUGCUGCCUGUGAGGUUUCCUGUAGGUGUUCUCCCCUUUACCAGCUGCUUCUGUCUGAAAGGGCAAACCUCCUUGAAGCUAUGGGACUAAGUGAGAUGAUCUGCCACAGGCUUCCAGCACAGUUCCUCCUCCUCCUCCUCCUCCAUUUGAACCAGCCACGGUCAAUCAAGCACAAUGCUGCAGAUACCAGUUCUCUUUAUUUUUGCAGAUCCCUUUGGCCUGGGAGCUUUGUAGAAAGGUCCAGGGUGGAUGUGGUGGGGAGGAGGCCCUUGUUCUUCAGCUAGCUUGUACCUGGCGAGAAGGGUUCUCCUGAAGGGAUGCCACAGACCAAAAUCUGACCAGGCCCCUUCACGUUUCCUUUCGAUCACCAGCGCCUUUGGGCCUGUUCGCAAGAGGCCAUUUCACUGUGGUAGGUACCUUAGCCAACGUGUCACCAUAUUGGUGCGUCGUGGGGGUGGUGGUGGCGGGGUUGAGGGGAGCACGGGAGCUGAGUCCAAUCCUGCCCAACUGCACGAGAGUAGAGGGCCACAAUUGAGAUUUAUAUCCUCCCCUGACUCUCCACCUCCCACGCCCCUCUAGUCCAGUAGCUCUUAAGGUCAGUUGUACCGUCUGUUCCUAUCAGAGCUGAGGUCAGUAAACCCUGUGCAGCCUAGGGGGGAUUGAACCUACCACCUUGCCUUGGGAUCGACAGAACAGUUUCGAAAUUUCAACCUCUCUUUCUCCCCAGCACCCCCCACCCCCCGGCCUUGGUCUUUGGGACGGUCUGGCGUCACUGGCAAGGCCAGCAUUUGUUGCCCCGUCCUCUGACUGCCCUGGGAGGGGGCGGCGGUCAAGGGCACUUAUCCAAAGGGAAUUACCGCACAGUCAGGCCUCGAAGGGAUUACGUUGAAGCUCAUAGACCUCGAGGAUUGGGGGGCUGUGGAAGGAGCCUGGGGAGGGGGAUCCCUUGCUGCCACCUCUACCAGUCGCUGACCACCGCUCGACAGUCCUGGUAUGCCUCGAAUCUUGCGCCUGAGCCAACGUUCUAGUUGGGGAGUCAUGCUAGAUAUUUGAUUUAAUACUCUGCUUUAAAGCGUGCUUUCUAAUCAAACAAAACUUGAGCUAGAGGGUUUUUUUUUAAAUUGUUAAUCUCUGAAAUGAAAUGGCUCAUGAUUGUAUCGGGAAUGUUGACAGCCCCUGUCUCUGACCAACCUUUGCAUUCGGAGCGAGUGCCGUGCCCAGCACAGUCCUGGGCCCAAGACGGUGAUGCCUUGGUAGCGAAUGCUUCAGUAGAGAGAUGGAUUUUUGAUCAGUGUGAAAGAGUGGUGAUGGAGUGAAGGUUUGGGGUGGUCCAUCAUUUUAUAAGGUUUGACUUUGGACAUCAGUUCAUUAUAUUGGGGGAUCUCCAUGAGGUGUACAUUUAUAUCUUGUCGCAAGUGUUCCUUCUCGAAAGGCUGACAAGGCGGAGUCUGAAGAGGGAAUCCAAUUCUAGCAGGAGAGUUCUUUCUUCCAAACCCUUUCACUUCCCCUCCCCCAUUUUAAAAUUCUUGCACAUUUCCUGUGAUCAUUUUUGAUCAUGCUUUUCUUCCCCCUCCCACCAUUACUUGCAUCAAAAUUCCCCAUUUGUUUUUUCCAAUGUCAACGAUCACGGUGCAGUUCUGAGCUUUGGCCACCAGCGCCACCAGCUGGCUCUGCGGAGUACAUUUUGGAAUUCUCUCCUGCACAACUCUGCCAUCUUGUGUAUACAAAAAUACUUCUUUCUGAACACAACAUGGCCAUUUAUGAAAAUUUACAUAUAUUUUAAAAAGCAUUUUUAGUGUCAUAGUUCUAACACUUCCCCUAAGUGCACACAACCAGGUCAGGUUUCCUCACUGCCAGACUCGACUCCUCAAUGACAGGUAGCCCUGGAAGUGAUUGAAACUUGGCUAUUCUUAAAGCUUAAUUGAUUCUUAAGCAUUGAUUUAACAAUGGGGAAGAUCCUUAACAGAGCUAUCUAUCUGUUUUUAGUUUUAGUACUUGUGUGUGUCACCACCGCUCCGUAUAUGGCCACCGAGAUUGCUUUCCCUCCCCACAUCCAGUGAAAGAUUCCUGCCUAUUGAUCUAACACCAUUCAUAAAAUCGUGCAGCACCAUUUGGCCCAUUGUGCCUGUGCUCGUUGUUUGAAAGAGCUACAGGUUUGGUCCCAUUCUCCCCUCUCCCCACUGAACAACAUUUAUCUGGGGCCCUGCUGAAUUAGGGGUCUCUGCCUCUGUGUGUCUCGCUCCUCCUGUCUCUCUUUGCUGUGCUCUCUCGCCACGCUCUCUCUCGCUCUCUGUCUGCCUCCCUCUCUCUCUCUCUCGCUCUCUGCCCCCUUCCCUCUCUCUCU